AUGGUGAGCAAGGAGGGUGGCAAAUGCAUGCUCACCAACUCAGAGUCUGACUCGGAGUUAGCACCCUUGCCCUCCACCUCGCUGGCGCUGGAGGUGAAGUAUUCCCUGGAAGCCAGUCGACAGGUGAGGAAGAGAAACAAGGCCCUGCAAGUGCGUUUCAAGGAUAUCUGUGAGGCACAGAACGAGCAAAGGGAGGCGGAGUUGCAGGCAGCAGGGAAAGGUGGCAAGCCCAUCUCAUACAAAGUGGCAUACCGCAAGUACAUGACAGUCCCUGCCCGCAGAUCCAUCCCAAACGUCACAAGGAGCACAGGCGUACAGACGUCUCCUGACCUGAAGAAACGCUAUCAGACCUUUCCCUUUGAGCGCAAAAAAGGCCACACCUUUAAAGACGUGGCGGCCGUGGAAACUUAUAAAGGUCAGAAUAACGGUUUUGUCAUGGAGGUGAAGCAGUCCAAGGCUGCUGAGCAGGGUUUAGAUGAGGAGGAGGAGGGGGAGGGAGCCUGUGGGGGGAGUGGAGUCCGGAGGACCAGGGCUCUGCUCCAUACUAAUGAGUGUAUUGCCACAGUGGAGCAGCACACUGCAACUGAUGGCCUGUGCUCUGACGCUCUGCUGCUCAGUUGCUCUGCAGACACAGACUGCCUUGCAGACACAUCGAGGGGAAGUGGAGCCGGAGCACAAGCAGAGUACCAGCUCUGCAGUGUCCCCUCCAAAGCCAGGACAGGAUUACAGAGGGAGGCUGAUAAGGACCGCUCGGCCAAACGGCAGCUGCUCAAUCUGGAGGAGGGCUCAUCCCGAACCCUGCCGGACAGGGCCUCCAAGGUUACGGGCCCCAUCGCCUGGAACUCCCUUACGCAGGUAGAGUGCCUGGACAGUCCAUCUGUGCGGAGCAAGCGGAAGAAAGGACUGCAGCUCAACGGGCUGCAGAGUGAAACACUACCACGUUCCAGUGGAGGCUGUACAACACAGGCACAGUGCCACACAGGACAGUUAUCUGCUCGGCCUCUAAGGGGCAUGGAGGAGCCUCUGUCACCCUGCAGAGGUGGUGAGGCUGAUGGGGCACCACCCGACCAAACACAGGAGGCCUGUAAGCAAAUAGUGCCUAUGAAUCAGGACAGGGAUGUUAAAGCACAGCUCCAGGCCAUGGAAAAUCUCAUCAGCUCCAGCCAAGAGACCAUCAAGGUGCUGCUAGGGGUCAUCCAGGAAUUGGAGAAGGGGGAGGCCCACAGAGAGGGACUCUCCUAUCGAACCGGACAGGACACAGCCAACUGUGACACGUGCCGGAACAGCGCAUGCAUUAUUUACAGUGUGGAGCUGGACUUCAAGCAGCAGGAGGACAAGCUGCAGCCGCUGAUGAAGAGGCUCUGCCCUACGGAGGACACCCAUUUCGCCCCCCUGCCUUACCCCCAGGAGGCCUUCACCUCCACCCCAAAACGCAAGUCCAAAGCCGACUCCAAGAAGCAUGCGCGCUGGAAACUUUGGUUCCUGUGAAAACAUAGGACCGUCUCUUCCCCCUGCUACCAAUA
Messenger RNA from Xiphias gladius (swordfish), 1523 nucleotides. Its product is annotated as inhibitory synaptic factor 2A. The record is from RefSeq and is a predicted model, not a curated record. The coding region runs from base 1 to 1488 and encodes 495 amino acids. Gene Ontology annotation, biological process: inhibitory postsynaptic potential. Lineage: Eukaryota; Metazoa; Chordata; Actinopteri; Istiophoriformes; Xiphiidae. Gene Ontology annotation, cellular component: postsynaptic density. The transcript is spliced from 3 exons.